AUGCAUUUCACAAAGACUAUCCUGGCUGUUGCCCUGGCCUUCGCGGUCUCUCCGAUCGCCGCUGCUCCUGCUGGAGCCGAAAGCGCCAUCGAGGCUCGUGCUAACACAGUCACCUGCAAGACCACCUUGAGCGGCAAAGCAAAGUCCUACACCGUCAGCGUUGACACAGCCAAGAGCGAGGCCAUCAAGAUCGGCUUCACCCACGGCAGCUCCAAGAGCGACUACCCUCACCCCUACGGCGACAAGGAGAAGCUGUGGGCCAAAGAUGUGAACGAACAGGGCAAAUGCAACAGCAAGAAGAACAUGCUCGAGUACCCCAUCUACUGGGUCGGAUCCAAGGAUACCGCCUGGAAGCCCGACGAGAAGAAGAACAAGCAGAACUCCACGCCGAUCCGCGUCGUCUACAGCAACCUCAACGGAGUAGUGCACUACUGCGGUGUGAUGAUCCACGAGAAGGUGGAUGCGAAGAAUUCGGGCUCUGGAGACUUUGUGUUGUGCAAGUAG
Molecule: messenger RNA, 504 nt
Organism: Aspergillus clavatus NRRL 1
Lineage: Eukaryota; Fungi; Ascomycota; Eurotiomycetes; Eurotiales; Aspergillaceae
Product: putative mitogillin family ribonuclease Hirsutellin
Exons: 2
Coding region: 1-504 (167 amino acids)
Molecular function (GO): RNA nuclease activity; RNA binding
Source: RefSeq, a predicted model, not a curated record